AUGCUUGCUCGGCUUGUCGUGCUCCUCUUCGGCGUUGUAGCCGCAUCGUCAUCGACCGCCGUCUCCAUCGAUGCGCUCGAUGGUUUUGGCCAGCCUGUCGACUGGUGGGCGAUUCUCAAGCUGCCGUCGCAGGUCAAGAACGCGGCCGGCAAGCUCGUGCCGACAUGCGACUGCGCCGCGCCAUCGUGCACGGGCGACAAGUCGCGCGGGUCUGGCCUCUGCUACCUCUACGCCGACGCCAAGCACCCGACGUUCCGGUACUUCAAGGACCUUGGCUACGACUGCCUCGGCCAAGGCGGCAAUGACCCGCUGAGCCAGACGCUCAAGCAAAAGGCGGCGUCGCCGUACUGGGCGUACUACAACGACCAGUUUUACGCCAUCGCGCAGGGCGAGAGCACCGCGCGGCAGUGCUCAGGCACGAACGCCUUUAACGCACACGCCAAAGGCUUCUUGGCGUUUGACGCAAACACGGGCGGCGUCGCGCUGCAGGCGUCGAUUCCCAACUACCCAGAUCCGAGUAGUGACGACUCGGGCUUUGUGCCGCUCGGCUGCCAAGGCGAGGACAACGUCCAGUACGCCCAGCACCUCUUUGCCAUGUCGCUUCCCGCGACGAGCAUGGACGCGCUGGGUCGCGGCCUCCAGGUCGCACGCGUUUGCUCGGCCAACUUUUACAAGGCGGACGCAGAGAUCAUGACGAGUGCGUCGUUGCGGGCAGCGGGCGUCCCGUCGUCGCUGCAGUCGAUGGCCGAUGCACUCACCAAGCCGCGGCUGCCCAAGACGCCAUCGACGACGCUGGUGCUCCAGACCAAGGCACAGAUGGCGAUCACGUCUGUCUUCAAGGCCGGCGUCGAUGCGCUCCCGCCGUGGGCCCUCGUCGCGCAGUCGCUCGACACGGACGUGAGCGCAGCGACGUGGUGGGACGGCGCCAGCGGCAUCCCGACGCUCUGUGCGGGCGACGUCUACGCCUCGGCGUCGCACGCUUUCUGCAUCGGCCGCCCACUCAACCUCACAGCCGACGGCACGUUUGCCUUCAAUGUCGAGAACCUCGUCGCAGCCACGUUUCCGCUGCCACAAAUGGGCCAAGUGUCGUGGUCCCUUCUCGGCGGCGUCGGCGCCGGCGGCAACCAUGCCAAGUGGGGUCUCUCGACGCCGCGGAAGACGGGGACGAGAUCACUCUCGGUCUUUGGCGACCUCAACAUGGAGGGCUUCCCGUGCUCGACCAACUGCGCGGGCUCCCAGGGCGGGCGCGGCGGCUCCUUCCACGCGCUCAACGUCCCCGCGCUUCACGAGAGCUUGGCGAGCCUCGUGUCGUCCGUUUGCUCGUGCGAGAUGGCGUCCAACAGCACCGGCUACGUCCAGGCGCGGAUGUGCAAUGCUGGCUGCUACAAGCGCAUGGGCUCGACGUUUCGCGAAGAAGAGCUGCCGACGCUCACAACGAGCAUGAGCUACUGGAGCAAGAACGCAGCACUCGCCCGCAACCACUCCAAAAACACAUGA
Molecule: messenger RNA, 1497 nt
Organism: Saprolegnia parasitica CBS 223.65
Lineage: Eukaryota; Oomycota; Saprolegniomycetes; Saprolegniales; Saprolegniaceae
Exons: 3
Coding region: 1-1497 (498 amino acids)
Biological process (GO): apoptotic DNA fragmentation
Molecular function (GO): deoxyribonuclease II activity
Source: RefSeq, a predicted model, not a curated record